GAGCCCCUCGGAGGCGGAGGCGGCGGAACGGUGGGCUCGCAGGCCCGGCUUUCAGGAUGGCCGCUGGCGGCUGCCGGAGCGCGGCGGGGCCUUGGCCGGACUUCCGCGCCCGGCGCCCGGCGCUCUGCUUCCUCUUCGUGUUGUUGCUGGCGGCGCCCGGCGCUCGGGCCGCGGGCUACCAGACGUGUCCCCCGGUGAAGCCGGACAUGCUGAACGUCCACCUCCUGGCCCACACGCACGAUGACGUGGGCUGGCUCAAGACCGUGGACCAGUACUUCUACGGCAUCCGGAACGACGUGCAGCACGCGGGCGUGCAGUACAUCCUGGACUCGGUGCUCUCCGCCCUGGCGGCCGAGCCCUCCCGGCGCUUCGUCUACGUGGAGAUGGCCUUCUUCUCGCGCUGGUGGCGCCAGCAGACCAACGCAACGCAGGAGACCGUGCGGGACCUGGUGCGCCAGGGACGCCUGGAGUUCGCCAACGGCGGCUGGGUGAUGAACGACGAGGCGGCCACCCACUACGGCGCCAUCGUGGACCAGAUGACCCUCGGGCUGCGCUUUCUGGAGGACACGUUCGGCAGCGACGGGCGUCCCCGCGUGGCCUGGCACAUCGACCCCUUUGGCCACUCUCGGGAACAGGCCUCGCUGUUCGCUCAGAUGGGCUUUGAUGGCUUCUUCUUUGGGCGGCUUGAUUAUCAAGACAAACAGGUGCGGAAGGGAAAGCUGGAGAUGGAGCAGUUGUGGAGGGGCAGCAGCAGCCUGAAGCCACCCAUGGCUGACCUCUUCACGGGUGUGCUCCCCAACGGUUACAACCCACCGGACAAUCUGUGCUGGGAUAUACUGUGUGCGGACGCGCCUGUGGUGGAAGACCCCCAAAGCCCAGAGUACAACGCCGACAAGCUGGUCCAUUACUUCCUGAAAUUGGCUAAGACUCAGGGCCAGUACUACCGCACCAAGCACACGGUGAUGACCAUGGGCUCCGACUUCCAAUAUGAGAACGCCAACUUGUGGUUCAAGAACCUGGACAAGCUCAUCCGUCUGGUCAACGCGGAGCAGCAGGUGAACGGGAGCCGCGUCCAUGUUCUCUACUCCACUCCUGCUUGUUAUCUCUGGGAGCUGAACAAGGCCAAUCUCACCUGGUCGGUGAAGGAGGACGACUUCUUUCCCUACGCCGAUGGCCCCCACAUGUUCUGGACCGGCUACUUUUCCAGCAGGCCGGCUCUCAAACGCUACGAGCGGCUCAGCUACAACUUCCUGCAGGUGUGCAAUCGGCUGGAGGCGCUGGCGGGCCCGGCGGCCGCCGCGGGACCGUACGGCGCGGGAAGCAGCGCGCCGCUCCAGGAGGCCAUGGCCGUGCUCCAGCACCACGACGCGGUCAGCGGCACCGCGAAGCAGCACGUGACCGACGACUACGCGCGGCAGCUGGCGGCCGGCUGGGGGCCCUGCGAGGUUCUCAUGAGCAACGCGCUGUCGCGGCUGAGCGGCUUCAAGGAGGUCUUCUCUUUCUGCCGGAGCCUCAACGUCAGCGUGUGUCCCCCCAGCCAAUCAGCCUCGCGCUUCCAGGUCAUCAUAUAUAAUCCCCUGGGGAGGACGGUGGACCAUAUGGUUCGGCUGCCCGUCAGUGAAGGCGCUUUUGCUGUCAACGAUCCCGAUGGCAAGACUGUGCCCAGUGCAGUGGUGGUCCUUCCCGGCUUCUAUGAUCAGGAGGAACACUCAGAGCUCCUGUUUGCAGCCCGGGUGCCUGCGUUGGGCUUCAGCAUCUACUCAGUAGCCCGUGUGUCCAGCCGGAGCCCCAAGGCCCGCACAAAGGCUGUCAGACCCCAGAUAUCCCAAGGCCAGGUCUUGGUCAUCAAGAAUGAGUACAUCCGGGCUACCUUCAACCCUGACACAGGGUUAUUGAUGAAGAUUGAGAAUAUAGACCAGAAACUCGUGCUUCCUGUGGACCAAGGAUUCUUUUGGUACAACGCCAGUACAGGUAACAAGGAAAGCAGGCAGGCAUCUGGUGCCUACAUCUUCAGACCCAGCCAAAAGAGACCAAUGCCCGUGAGCCGCUGGGCCCGGACGCGCGUGGUGAAGACGGCCUUAGUGCAGGAAAUACACCAGAACUUUUCAGCCUGGUGUUCCCAGGUGAUUCGUCUGUACCCAGGACAGCGCCACCUGGAGUUGGAGUGGACGGUGGGACCCAUCCCUCAUGACGAUGGCUGGGGGAAGGAGGUCAUCAGCCGCUUUGACACCCGGCUGAACACCAAGGGCCGCUUCUACACAGACAGCAAUGGCCGGGAGAUCCUGGAGAGGAGGCGGGAUUAUCGACCUACUUGGAAACUGAACCAGACAGAGCCAGUGGCUGGAAACUAUUAUCCUGUCAACAGCCGAAUUUAUAUCACGGAUGGGGUCACGCAGCUGACGGUGCUCACUGACCGCUCCCAGGGGGGCAGCAGCCUGCAGGACGGCUCGCUGGAGCUCAUGGUGCACCGAAGGCUGCUGGAGGAUGAUUCCCGGGGAGUCGGGGAGCCGCUGCUGGAGCUGGGGAGCGGGCAGGUGGUUCGAGGACGCCACCUUGUACUUCUGGACAGGGUGGGCGGAGCAGCUGCUGGGCACCGGCUUCUGGCUGAGGAGGUGGUCCUGGCCCCCCAAAUAGUGCUGUCUUCCGGUCAUGGCACCACCUACCACCCUGAGGCCAUCCCUCAGACUCAGUACUCAGGGCUGCACAGGGAGCUGCCACCCUCGGUGCACCUGCUCACACUGGCCCGCUGGGGCCCAGAGACGGUGCUGCUGCGCUUGGAGCACCAGUUCGCCAAGGGAGAGGACUCCUGCCGCAACCUGAGCGCCCCUGUGACCUUGGACUUGCAGAACCUGUUCUCCGCCUUCACCAUCAUCCGCCUGCAGGAAACCACGCUGGCGGCCAACCAGCCCCGGGCCAGCGCUUCCAGGCUCAAGUGGACACCAGAUACUGGCCCCGUCGCCCACCCCACUCCGCCCGUCCUGGACCCUGCCUCAGUCACCCUGCAGCCCAUGGAGAUCCGAACCUUUCUGGCCCAAGUGCAAUGGAAAAGGGACAGCUAGGGCUGCUGGGAGAGGGGCAGGCCUCCCCUCCUCCCCUAGCUGCUUCCACUCACAAAAGCCAUUAAAAUGCUAAUACUAAGAGCCA
This is a messenger RNA of Dipodomys spectabilis (banner-tailed kangaroo rat), 3144 nucleotides long. RefSeq names its product mannosidase alpha class 2B member 1 (gene Man2b1). Lineage: Eukaryota; Metazoa; Chordata; Mammalia; Rodentia; Heteromyidae. Gene Ontology annotation, cellular component: lysosome. Gene Ontology annotation, biological process: mannose metabolic process. Gene Ontology annotation, molecular function: alpha-mannosidase activity; carbohydrate binding. Bases 57 to 3059 code for a protein of 1000 amino acids. The transcript is spliced from 24 exons. The record is from RefSeq and is a predicted model, not a curated record.